UUUUAUAUGAUAAUUCACAUCAUCAUGAUUGUGGUCAAAUUUAUUAACUAAAGAAUUUAAAAUGUUGCUAUUCGAUUUGAUCAUUCUAUAUCUAUUGGCAACAAUAUUUUUCCUUCUAGUCUUGGCAUUCUAUUCAUCAAUUCAAAAAUAUUUCGAAAUUUUAUACAAUGAAAAUUGUUUCGGUUUAGCGGCUAUAUUUGAUUUUGCCCAUAAUGUUUAUCAAAAUUUCAAUGAUCAUUUAAACCAUUGGAUCAAGAAUCUGAGCUACAAAUGUUUUAAAAAUGUUCGCUUCAAUUCAUUUCGAUAUUGGUCAUAUUGUCAUUAUUAUUACGAUUUGGAUGGAAAAAAUGUGAAAAACUAUUCCGAUGAUGAUCAUCAGAAUAUAAAAUUGGAGAUCAAUAAAUUGACCGAAGCUAUAUGUGUACAUUAUAUUGAUUUCUGGUAUGAUUGUAUUCAAUCUUCAUUACCUAGUGAUGGUGAAAAUUUUCGAAAAUUAUUCAAAAAAUAUCUAAAUGAAACAAUCUAUAAUUUUUAUCGGCUAACACAGCAAAAAUUUUGUAAUGAUUCAAGUUUUGCCAUUCAAAUCGUUGAUAAACUCAACGAUUGUUUAAAGGAAAGACGUCAUUAUAGACAUCAUAAAGAUUUUGAUGAUAUUGAACAACGGAUCUAUUCACAGGUUUUAGAUGAUAUUUUCAUUCAUAUUUUACCGAAAGAUGUAAAUUCUUUGAUAACCAAAUGUGAUGAUGGACAUAAUUCUGUUCGCCUUUUUGUUUAUAAUAUUUUUAUUUAUACUUUAUUAUUACCUUCUAUACAAAAAAUUACCGAUCCACUUUUUAUACUCUACAAUUAUCUUUAUCUAUGUUCAACAUGUUUUGGCACCAUGUCUUUAGAAGAUUUUUUAUUUCAUCUUGAAAAUAAUUCCCGUCCAUCUAAUGUGGACACAUUGGAAAAUUCAGCACAAAAUUUUCGACCAGACGAAUCAGUUGAUCAGCUAAAUAACGAGCAAUCAUCUAGUACGAAUGAUUGGAGCAAAGGAUUUUUCAAUGAAAUCCGUAUCAGUCAGGCAAAGAUUUCAACAACCAAUCCUUUUAUGAAUAAUAACAUGAAUCAUUCGGACAAAUCCAAAGUAAAUCCUUACAUUGAUUAUAUUAUUGUAUACAAUGUGUUGGUUAUUGAUGAUAAACAUCCAAAUUGUCAACCACAUUGGCAAUCAUAUCAAGUUUCACGUCGAUUUAGUGAAUUUUUAUCUUUUCAAUAUCGGCUUGAAAAACAUCCUGAUUAUCGUAGAUAUAUGGUACGAUUGAAAAGAAAACCAUCUAGUAUUUAUUUCCAUCCAAAUUCAUUGUUCAGUCAUCUAAUACCGAUAACAUCUCGUAAUAAUUUGAAUGCAAACUCUACAUUUGUUCAACAACGACGUGAACAUUUAUCGGAUUUUCUAAAUGAAUUAUCGCAUAUAAAAGUGAUCAAUGAAUCGAAAGAAUUUUGCGAAUUUCUUGGCUACAAAUUCAAAACCUUAAUCGAAACAAAACAACUUCUUGCAAAAGAUUUAUUGAACAAAGAAGAAUCUAAUGGAAAAAAGAAAGUAUCGAAAUUCUCAUUACUCAAUCUGAAUCGAAUGAAAGGAUAUUUUGAAAUAUUUUUACCGGUAAAAGCUAAAUUCGGUCAAAUAGCCACACAAAUUGAAAAUCUAUAUGUUAAUCAUCAAACUUUGAAUAAAUUUUCCAUCACUCCAAUCGAAUUUGAUGAUCCAAUGACGAAUGAAAUGAUUUUGAAGAAUAAUCUUGAAAUAUGGUGCCAAUCACAACAACGAUUGGAUCAAGAUGAUGACCAACAUUUGAAUAAAAAAUAUUGUAAUCAGAUUCGUGAAGAAAUCAAACCCGAAGAUUAUUUGUCACUUUAUCAACGGAUAACGAGCACUAUAACAUUGUUAAUAUUCAGAAACGAUAGAUUCAUUUCAAUGCAAUUUUUAGUACACAAGAUUAGCUGUUUUCUUAUGGUUUGGUAUGCUAAACUACAGAAUAAUUUCCGAUACAAUGAAUUUUUCCGUUCUUAUAUUCAUUCAUUACAUCAAUAUAUUAGCGGUGAUUGUGUUCAGCCACCAAAUCUAAUGACAUAUGAACGUUUUGUUGAAUUUUUCAACGAUUCAACAAAUGCAAAAGUAAUAUUGCAAAAAUAUAUUGAUUUAAACAAACAACAAUAUGUGGCCAAUUAUCAACGAAAAAUUGAAAAUGGUAGUGUUUAUGGCAAAUUGAUCAAUUUUGUCUUGAAUACAACAUUCAUUGUAAUCGAUUAUCAUGCUAAUAACUUGAUAUCAACAUUCAACAAUCAAAAAUAUAAUCGUUACAUUGUCAUGAAUUUGGCUAAAGUUUUUCGUGAUAAAAUUGUUGUUUGAAUUUGUUAAAAAAAAAAUAUACUAUUUCGAUCCAAACUGAGCCAACAUUUGUAUACAUGUGUUAGAUUCGAUCAAUCAAUUGAAUUUGAUUCUUUAUUUAUGUUUUCUGUAUAUUUUUAUCGAUCGAAUAAAAUUAUAAUUCAAGUGAUGAAUUUUUAAUUAUGGAA
Molecule: messenger RNA, 2559 nt
Organism: Dermatophagoides farinae (American house dust mite)
Lineage: Eukaryota; Metazoa; Arthropoda; Arachnida; Sarcoptiformes; Pyroglyphidae
Cellular component (GO): intracellular membrane-bounded organelle
Molecular function (GO): phosphatidylinositol binding
Source: RefSeq, a predicted model, not a curated record